AACUGUCAGUUCGUCCGUCACUGUUUUAUUAUAAUAAUAAACGUAUAAUAAUUAGUUUAUUGUUCUUAAUGUAUUGAAUAUUGAUUGAAAAUUUAAAGAAGCAUUUUUAGAAUGCACAUUCAGUAUUGUAAUUUGCAUAAACUAUAUUAAUUUUAAUGUGUUCCAAUUUGGUCAGUGUAGCUCAUAAUCGCGCUCAGAACGAAAGGACAUUUCCACCAUUACCAUUAUGAAAUAGCACGUAGCUGUUUAUACCGUACUAAUUUUACGUCAGGCAGUUAGAGAAUUAUUGCUGACAAGAUAAUAUAAUGCACGAAUUUGAAGAAGGAACAUUAGAAAGAUCAUCAUGUUGCUGAGUUAGAUAAAAUGAGGUUUUCCGCUUUACAAGAGGACGGAUACGGGCUUGGCUUGGGACAAGACCGAUUCCCUAAUGAUGUUGACGAAAGUAUGAUGGCUGCCACUGGUGAUAUGGAUCCAGAUGGUGGUGGACCACCAGAAAAGGGUUCUAUGACAUCGAAUCUCCCCCUUUUAUUCGCAAAUGGAUAUCCAACAUCAUUAGAAAAAAUCACCCUGUUGGAACUAGAGCGAUUUAUUACAUUUAUGGUGCAAUGUUCUUUGGGGCAUGAUACCGCUGAAGUAAUCCGUCAACCUCAGUGGUGGCCUAAAGAAGUAAAAUUUUCAAAUCCUUUUGUCAGACCUAAGACAGUUAACGAUAACUGGAUUGGGAGUUUAAAGAAACUCGUAUUUAGGUGCUAUACGUAUCACAGAAGCGAAUAUUUAUUACGCUUCUGUUCGUAUUUGACACAGUAUCCACGAGAAAACCUUGAAUAUGUUAACAACUGGGAUUCAACAACCAGUCUCUACCUGAAGAGUACCCGAAGACUUUUGGUGACAUUCCGCAAUGAGAAUAUGAACUAUGAUAAGAAAAUUGAAAGUCCUCGAAAAAUGUUGUUACCCUUUAAUGGAGUCACAUCUGCUUUUCCCAGUAAAACGAAAGCACAACAUCAACUUUCGUUAGUUGUGGUGCAACCACCAAACGAUGAUAUAUAUUUAUGUGAUAAUUGUGACGCGGAACUGAUAGGUUUCGAUCAAAUGAAGGAACACGAAAGGAUAUGCUGUGAUCAAGAACAGAGUGGCAGUAAUUCAAGGCCUUCGACACCGGAUAUCUUGUGCAUUCAGCCGGAAAUGGAGCAAAAUCAAUUUUUAGCAUAUUUUCAUUUACUUCCACCCCAAUCAACAAAUAUAUGUUCAAAUUCGUCGAAAGAAAUUUUUAUUAAUCAGAAUAACCCAAUCCGAUCAUCGCGUCGAAUUCGAGGAGCGGUAAACAUGACAAGGUGUCCAACAAUUCCUUUUUCCUCACCAGCUGGUAUCGCUAUGGCUAAAAAGUCAAAAAUGAUGACCGAAGGAAUACAACAAGAGCGACUAGAAAGGAUAGAAAGACAUCUGACAGCACCUCCACUACUUUCUUGUUCAUCUCGUCCGAAAUGGCUGGACAGAAUGAUAGAUGGAGAUAGAUGGAAUAUCACAUACAAAACUCAUCGUGAGAAACUGGGAAAGGACGUUUAUUCUCAUGAAUAUAAAUUCAACAAUUUUAAAAACAAACCUGUGCUCAAUAUACGGUCCCAGUUGUUGUACGUAGCCUGUCAACCCAUUUACGUAAGUAUGACCUCACUAAAUCAGGAACAAAUACAGGAACUGCAGCAUGAUCCAUCUAAAUAUAAAAGUCCCGUUCGUCAAGUGCCACGACCAAGAUUACGUAGUUUGAAAAGGCAGCAGGCGGCAAUUAAUUCCAACCAAGGCCAAUUUACAUUUGGACAUCCAAUGGACCAUGGGGAAGAAGUUAUAGUCAUUGACGAUGAAGAAAUAGUGCCAGAGGAAAUGGCUAUGGCUACUUUGACUCCAAUUGGAAGAGUUUCUGGAAUCGUCCACAGUCGAUCAAACAAUUAUUCCGUACGACCUGCGAGUAUUACUGUCAAAAGACACCGAACUAAAGUAAAGCAUUCAAAAUCCACUAGUGCGAUCAUGGUUGUUGAUCUUUGUUCUUCCGAUGAAGAAGAAAGUUCGAGUAAACGCAUAUCCACUGAUGAAAAUAAAGAUCCCAUGGACUAUUCAGAGCCAGAAACCAGUUUUUCACGGUCAUUUUCAACUGGCAAAUUUUGUCCCAAACCUUGCAUUUAUCCUGUAGACUCGACAAAUAAUAGAUAUGCAGUUAACAAUUUGUCUGCGGAUAGUGACAAUCGUGGUAAUAAGUGUCUCGGUGAUGUAUUAAAGCAUUCUUGUACUGGAUUCACACCUAUUCUUAGACAGACACCUUGAACGUCAAUGACUGAUCUAAUGUGUUACAAACUUUUCUUUCUAUUUAUUACAUGCACAACAUUGUAAUGAAUAAUUAAAUAAUUUCGAGCUAAUGUUAUUAAAAGGUGUUUCACUUUUGAACAUAUACUAUAAUGCGAAAGAUCAUGGUCUAAACUGUAGCUAAAUAUAAGAUACGAAUAUUAUAAAAUCAUUAAAGAAAUAAUGCCUUUCAUUUUUAGUACAAUUCACAUUUUACAGGUUAAACAAUUAAUUUAAAUGCCAUAAUCUAUAAUAAUUUUUAAUCUUUAUUUUUUUAUUCUCAUAUACCAAUCAUCAUCAUCAUCAUCAUCAUUAUUAUUAUUAUCAUUCCUGUCAACAUGGAUGAAAUUAUAAGAAACCACCCCAAGUACAGCAUUAGAAGGAUGUUAAGAACAUUUGUCACAUUUAAAAAUAAUAGAUGAGCAUAACUACAAUGAACUUUAAUGUAAGUACUAACUGCUUAUAGUUCAUAAAACCAUUUCAUUUUAUGUCCCUCAAAUUAUUAAUUGUUGUCUACAAUAUCUUUCUUUUCUGUUUAUACUUAUUUCAAUUACAUUUAAAAACAAUAUCAAUUUCGACAUUGUCAGAAUGUCUACUACACUAAUAAAGUAAAGAAAAAUUUCAUUAUAGAAUUUGAGGGCCAGAAACAAAAGAUUUGAACAAACAUAAGCAAUUGUAGCAGCAAUAUUAAUCAACAACUCUGUGACUUUGGUUCUUAAAGAACCAAUUGAAAACACAAGUUAAAAUACUUUGAUAAUAUUUAUAAAAAAUUUUGUUAAUCUACUUUUAAAUAUGUUUACAAUGUCAAAAAAUAAAAUUUUUAUUUCGCAACAUUGAAUGUUAGGUAUUAAUUAUUGAUAAUGAGAUUUUUGUAAGUUAUUCCCAAAUAGAAUAAAUAAUCAUUAUAGUUUGA
Molecule: messenger RNA, 3244 nt
Organism: Leptopilina boulardi
Lineage: Eukaryota; Metazoa; Arthropoda; Insecta; Hymenoptera; Figitidae
Gene: ova
Exons: 7
Coding region: 364-2313 (649 amino acids)
Source: RefSeq, a predicted model, not a curated record